Molecule: messenger RNA, 558 nt
Organism: Peronospora matthiolae
Lineage: Eukaryota; Oomycota; Peronosporomycetes; Peronosporales; Peronosporaceae
Source: the annotation of a GenBank genome assembly
AUGUGGAAGCCCGGCAGUGACCGGCCAAAGCAAGAGACGCACAACGCCAGCAGCAGCAAGGAACCUUCUGCUACUUCAAAGAACGACAGCAUGCCAGUGCAUAGAGCAACGAAGACGCCGGCCAAGUUUGUGCUUUCGCAGAAGACACUGGCCAUGAAGUUUAUGCAGCGUAAGAAAAAGACCGAAGCGCAGCGUAUCGAAGCGGUGCAGGAACAGCAUAUACAGGAUACGUGGGUAGCCGUGACCAACGACGAUGGCCAGAGUCCUGACGACGGCUCCAGGAUCAUCUGCACGCGAGACGUGCCAGACCCGUCCUUGCCGCUGCUGUUCGGCCGUCGCUCCUUCAACGCCUUUAACAAGGGUGUUGAGGAUGAGCUGAAGGAAGCAGCGAGAGCGCUGCGCUUCAAAGCGUCGGAGGAGACGGAGCUCCGGGAAGAGAUCUCGGCCGAGGAGAUGACAGCUCGCAUGCUCAAGUACACGGGACUGGGGCGUCGCUGUGGCAAAGACAACAGCGGCGGCCGACGUCCUAGCAGCAGCAGCAAGCGUCAGCGGAAAUAG